GCAGGGAAGAGGUGGCACCAGGAAUGCUUUCGGACUGUUGAAACGCACAAGCUUGGACUAAGCCUUAAUAUUUCGAGCAGGUCUCUUAGGUCUGAAGGUUUUCUCAUAAUGAAGUGCUCUCUUGGACUUUUUCUAUUGGUCUGUUGUGUGACUCUUAGCUUGGGCUCGUCUCUUCGAUGCUACAGGUGUGAGGAUUACACUGGGGGACGAUGUGAAGUGCAGGAAGUUUGUUCUUAUGAGGAUGCAUGUUUAUAUCUUCAUGAGAAAGGUGGGAAGACCAUUCGCCGGUGCAUUCGUCACACUGACUGUGAUAACUCUCGUCUGUCCCAGCAGUUUCCGUCUAUAUAUGAAUAUACUUACAGGUGCUGCAACAGCGACCUGUGUAACAGUGGACCAGCGACCGCAGCAAGCAUGUGGAUCUUAUCUCUGCUGGCAGUGCCCAUCAGCCUCUGGUCCUGCUGCAUCACUGCAUGAUUUCUCAGUAGUGUCCUCGAAAAGCUAUUUCUUGCCAUACCAUUUAUGGAUAUCUAUAUAUUUACAAUGUACCAUUAUUUGUGAUCAUUUGGUUUUAACUAACCACUCGUAUAUAAAAAAGCACUGCUUGUUGUAAACAAUUUUUAUUCUAAUACCAUUGACAUUUUCAUUUUUAUUUAAAAAAAAUUUAUUUCUAUUUUGGCUGAUAUUUGAAAAGAACGCAGAAAAAUAUUUGAAAUU
This is a messenger RNA of Carassius carassius (crucian carp), 714 nucleotides long. RefSeq names its product CD59 glycoprotein-like. Bases 109 to 474 code for a protein of 121 amino acids. NCBI's taxonomy places the organism in Eukaryota, Metazoa, Chordata, Actinopteri, Cypriniformes, Cyprinidae. The record is from RefSeq and is a predicted model, not a curated record. The transcript has 4 exons.